AUGCGAAGGCUUCUAGAAGACGCACUCAGUUCUGGAGACGUGGUUCAACUUGAGAAGGCGAUCAUCAGUGCGCAGAACACCGCUCUCGCGUCGCUGAAGCAACGGCGAGAAAGCAACUACCUCAAUGAUCUCAUGCUGAGGUGCAGGAAAGCACUCGUUCAGCAUCUCGAGGAGUGUGGAUCGCUACUGAAACCACUUCGUCGAGCGUGCCGCAGCCUCGACGAGGAGGCAUUGACAGAUGCACUCCGGAGAGUCCACCUCGCAACAUCUGAGCUGCGUCGCUACAUGCAAACUGACAUUCAGCAAGCCGAGACGCUGCAGAGACGCAUGCUUUGCGCCGCGGAGGAGGCGCGCAAGCUUCUGAACAGCAGUGAUUGGAGAGAACUAGAGCACUUCCUUGACGCGAACACCGCCAUACUUCCUGAUCGGACGGUAGUGGCACUUAUGCGUCGAAGGGAAGCUCUAUUUACACAACGCCACAGGACGCACGUAGACCCCGUAGCGCGCAUGACAGGGCUGUCACCAGCGCCAUUUUAUGCCGGCUCUUUGCGGAGGGACGAGGAUGGGGGGGCCACAGGGAGCAUUUGUCAGCGAAUGAUUGAACAUGAAGAAGAAAGCGGCCGUUGCGUGUUAAUAGAACAGGAGCACGCUCAACGUGUGUUGUGUCUAAAGUCCGUAAUGGACGCCAUGGCGUUGCUGCUAUCGCACACCGACCGUCAGUGGGACACACCUAUGCAGUAUUCUGCGGCACAGGUGGAGGUGCCCGUGCCGCGAAAAGAGACUCAACGAUCAUCGCCUUUGAGUGGCUUGACGAAUAGUGACAACCGGUUUUUUCCACCGAGUACUGCAGAAACACCAAAUGUGUCGCCCAUAAAACUGAGUUUGCUGAUGGAUUCCGCCUCUCGGGCGGACCAACGGCCAACGGCAGCCGGCACUUCUGCAGCGGCGGGGACGGCUAACAAUAUUUCAGAUUUUAUUCUGGCGCGCGGAACCGUUUCUUCCGUGUCGCAGGAGUCUCAUGUGGUUGUAUCGCCGGGAGUAUGGGCAAAACUUUCUGCAAUGAUGGAGGAGGAAGAAAUUUGUCGCCGCGACGUGGAGGGCAGUGAAAAUUUUGAGCGAAAUGUAUUUCUUCUUCCAAUGGCUGCACGGAGUGUCCUCUUGUCACGCGUCUUUCCGCGUCGGAAAUUGUGA
Messenger RNA from Trypanosoma cruzi, 1191 nucleotides. RefSeq lists its product as uncharacterized. NCBI's taxonomy places the organism in Eukaryota, Euglenozoa, Kinetoplastea, Trypanosomatida, Trypanosomatidae. The record is from RefSeq and is a predicted model, not a curated record. The transcript has a single exon. The coding region runs from base 1 to 1191 and encodes 396 amino acids.